This is a messenger RNA of Coccinella septempunctata (seven-spotted ladybird), 4742 nucleotides long. Its product is annotated as fasciclin-2. The transcript is spliced from 10 exons. Gene Ontology annotation, biological process: cell adhesion. Gene Ontology annotation, molecular function: protein binding. Lineage: Eukaryota; Metazoa; Arthropoda; Insecta; Coleoptera; Coccinellidae. The record is from RefSeq and is a predicted model, not a curated record. Gene Ontology annotation, cellular component: membrane. Bases 327 to 2636 code for a protein of 769 amino acids.
GUCGGAAUAUAUUGCCCAAGGCGCACACUAUGCAACUUUUGGAAGCGAUGACGGACACAUCAAGUCAAGUGCAACGCAAAGCAACUGGAAUUCCUCUUCCUCAUGUGCUUCGCCGGCGAUGAGCAUGCGCUCACUAUCGGCUGCUCGACAUCAACCAAUUCGUUUCUCUAGUCGCGUACCGCUAUCGAAGCAAGCUGUGGCAGUGUACAUUCCAGUCUGGUUAAAGCGCGUUUUCGUGUACUUUUCGAAGUUUCUGCCUUUUGGAAAAGCAGUUCCAGGUGAUAUUUUCGAAGAGACUGUGUUCCUUAAGUGUACCAAGGGCCGAGAUGGAGUCCGCCAGGUUGCUCCUUGCCAUAGGUGUAGUUUUGGCCUUCAUUAAUACAGUUUCCUGUCAAGAUGAACACCUGGACAUCAUGCCCCGUUUCAAGGUUGUGUCCAAAGCAAUCGGCGAAAAGAUGGCCCUCACGUGUAAACCUGUCGUUCGAGAUACAAGUCUCAUCACUCAGAUAGAAUGGUUGGACCCCAAAAACCGAAAGAUAGACUCAAACAGCAGAAACCAUAUGUAUCUACAGAAUCUACCAGGAGACAUUGGUUUGAUGGUAGUAUUCCCAUCUCUGAGAGCUGAACACGCUGGAACUUACACGUGUGUAGCGAAAUAUGCAAACAGUGUAGAUUUGAGAGCAAAUGUAACAGUCGAAACUUAUGAGGACAUAACCUUCGUGAGCGCUCCAGAGAAUCAGUACCCCAUAAUCAACACAGACUAUACCAUCAAAUGCGAGGUCAAAGGCAAUCCUUCCCCCACCGUUGACUGGUACAAGAAUGAGGUUAACAUUGUUACCCAAGAAAGAUACAUCGUUGUCAACGGAGGUCUUACCAUAAAGAAUGUUAGGGAAUCAGACGAUGGAGUUUACAGAUGUACAGCCGUUGUUAUAUCCACUGGUCAGAUUAAAUCUACGGAAAUAAGGGUUGAAGUGCUCAUUCCGCCAAAGAUCGAACCAAUACCAACAGUAUCAGUCACAGAAGGAGAAUCGGCCAUUGUGAAAUGCAAAGCCACUGGAAAACCUCCACCGAAAUACACGUGGAUCAAAGUAGGCACUUCUGAGGAUUUGAGGAAGGCCGACAGGUUCAAUGUGAAAGAGAUCACCGGCGAUCUUCUAAUCAGUAGGGUGGAAUUCAACGAUCAAUCUUCGUACAAAUGCGUGGCUGAAAACGAAGCAGGCUUAGCAGAGACUAGCGUUGAUCUGAAGGUGCUUGUAAAACCCAGAAUUUUCGAACUGAUCAAUGUAACCGCCCCAAUCCAUUCAGAAACGAGAAUAAUAUGCAAGGCCAAUGGCAGACCACCACCGAAAGUAGUUUUCCAGAAGUUGAGCAACAAGGAACCAUUCGAAUUCGGCAAACAGACCAAGGACAAAAGGAUCAACUUAGAUCAGACGAUAAUAACUGAGAAAGGAGAGAGCAUGAGCACAUUGGUCAUUUCGAAUUUGAACAGGAGCGAUGAUGGACUCUACAGAUGUAUCGCCGAAAAUAAAGCAGGAACGGCAAUACUGAACGGACACAUAACUGUAGAAUUUCCUCCGACUUUCGAAAGGACUAAGAACUUCCCGCCAACCUGGACCUGGGGUAAUAGACCCGGCAACAUUUCAUGCAUUCCCGAGGCCAUUCCAAACGCCACCAUCAAAUGGAUGCAUGGCGGUAUCGAGAUUAGGGAAUCCCCCAAUUACAAAAUCGUCGGUACUUCCCCGCGGUCCAACCUCAUCGUGUAUCCUGGCAACGAGAAGAGGUACUAUACCACAUACGAAUGCGUCGCUACCAACAAACUGGGUACGGACAAAAAAUCUUUCCCGCUUCAGGAAGCUUUCAGGCCAGAAAUGAUAAGGCAGGUGAAUCCGCACAGCAUCACGGCCACUACCAUCAAGUUCAGUGUUACUGGUCCAAUAAUAGAGGAUGGUUUACCUUUGAGGACCAUAACGGUGCAGUAUAAGCCGGAGAGGGAACUGACCUGGGAUUACGCAAGAAAUCAUACCUGGAGUUUUGGAGCGCCUUACAUACUGGAAGACCUACUCCCCGAGGUAACCUAUCAAUUCCGGUUCGCCGCUCGCAAUGACGUCGGCAUGGGUCAAUGGAGUAACACCGAGACCAUCUCCAUGCCGAGAAGAUCCGAACCCGCCGAGCCCAAGAUUCUUCUACCAGCGCACAGUAUAAUCGAUGACAACACCAGCAGCAGACAGGACAUGAUUGCAGUGAGCCCUUACGCUGAUCGCUACGACAUCAGGUGGAACGUCCCUAACAGCAACGGUGAUCCUAUCAUUCGGUACAUCAUUAGGUAUUGUAAGACUGAAAAAAUUAACGGAGAAUGGCGGGACAGCGACUGCAGCGAAGAAAUCGAACAGUCCGUUCAAUACACCCACUACGAAUUGACGAACCUGUUCGCCGACACCACGUACAAGGUAGAGUUGAGGGCCCAGAACGCAAUAGGGGCCAGUUCGCCGGCGCAGAUCAGAAUAAAAACUGCCAGAGGUGGGGUGCCAUCGACUUACAGUUCGGGAUGUACAAGUAAUUCCCUUAUUCCCCUGGAGAUGGCAUUGACAUUGUUGAUAGUGUUGCGUACAAACUCACUGAAAUGGUGCUUGAAAUAAGUAAUCUGGAUAGUGGCAAAUUCGAAUACAGGGGUUAAAUUGUGUGUUCUGAACUUUUUUUUAAUUAAUGAUCGGUGUAAAUAACUAGGAUGCAUUUGUUGAUGAAACUUUGAAGCAUAUGCAGAUCUGCAAGUUACCUGUUGAGCAUGUUAGUUUCUCUACUAUCGUACAAACGUUAGUUGAAGGGGAAAUGAUUAUCUUCCAUUAAUUUGCAUGAAUCUUAUCUAUUUUUCUCGCCAAAUUCUUCGCUUUCGUAUUCAUCGAUAUUCAAUUGGAUAAGAGAUAUCUAAAACAUAAUAAAUACGAAUUUCUGCAACCUUCUGAUGAUAACAGAAUUCAUUCAGUCAAUUCACUCAACUACGCCAUUUUAACGAUUAUGAAGUUUGAAACCAUUCAGUGCCUUUAAAUCGGAAUUAUUUCCACCCUGAUUUUGAGAUCCGUAAUAUCUAUUAAUUUGAGUUUUCCAAAAGCAUAUCCGGUUGAGUUUAUUGCAGAUUUGCAUGAUAAUUUUUGAGACUUAUUAACCGCAUGUUUGACGUUAUGAUCGAAUUAAAUGCUUAAUCUGCACGAGUGAUCCAUGGGGCAGCUGUUAUGUGAUGAAUCCGUUUUUAUUGGCUUACGAAUUUCUAUGUUGCUUUUUUUUUCGGUGUUACUUAACUGGCAUAAUUUUUUGAUCUUUAUUUUUGAAUUUGUUGUUAAUUGUGUUCAACGAUUCGUUAAUAUUUGAAAAUGCAUGUUGAUGUUUUUCGGAUCAUAUUGAUUAGGUUUACAUAUAAUUUCCUCCAACUUUUACCCUUAUGCGUAAAUGGCAAAGUAUUUAAUUUUGCGAACCCUACCCCGAUAUGUUACAAUGCUCUGAUCAUUAUUUCGUUGACAUGAUAAGAAAGCGCAGAGCAGCAUGCAGAAAAAAAAAUUAUAAUUUUGAGUUUGAACUGACGUUAUGUAGUAUUUUCUGUUUGAACUGGAAAUUACAAGUACAAGCUGGCAAUUUUAGAUAUAAUUUCCUGUUCGAACUGGCAUGCAUGUCCGUUCAGCGAUUUUGUAAUAUGAAGAUGGUAAUUUCAAUGGAUGUUCACGAAAUGAACUGAAAAGCAUAAAAAAGGGUAGUGUUGGAAGAAUUUGUGUUCAACCAGCUAAUGGAGUUGAUGAAUUUCUGUCGAAAGUGAUCAGAAAUUCUUAAUCUUAAACAAUUGCUAACCAAGUGUUUAAUCCUUGUUGACAAAUUAUGAAUGCAUUUUGAAAAUUUAACUGUUGUUUGUGUCAAAAAUGCACCAGGUCGUGCUCUGACUGAGAUUUUUACAUAUUUAUGUGAAGAGUGUUAAUAUUAGGAAAAAAAGUUAAAAAGUUAAGUUUUUCACCUAGAUAUGACAUAAUUUUAUCAAUAUAUUAGUGCAUAGAUUAGAUUUAUUAUUAGUAAUGGAAAUUGAGUCGUGUAUAAGUAUUUCAUGAAAGAAUCGGCAUGGUUGGAUGAUGAACUACUAUGCGUUUGUUUUGUAUACUUAACUUACCCACUAACAUAUUUUCGUAGGACUUCGUUUCAGUCACCAUUGUGAUCAUAUUAUGAUAGACUCUAGGAAUUCUAACAAAAUUCAUAAUUGAAUUCCGACCUUUUUGUAGUUUUUUAGUUUUCCAUUUCGCGUGUAUGGAAUACUAUUAUGCAUUUCAGGUAGUAGAAUUUUGUUUCAAUUUCUUAAUUGUAUAGGUAUGUACAGUGAGCAUGAAUUGAGUCGCAUGUUUAAUUAUGUGUUGUUGCAAACAACUUUCAUACUUACGCGUCCUAAAUAAUAGAAAUUGUUGAAGGUAAUGAUUGUAGAAAUCACCAUUGAUUCCAUGCAUGCACAAAUUCAUCGAAUUAUUCAAAACUAUCCAUCAAAAAGAGAUUCAUUUCGUUUUAUAAUUUUCGAAGUAUUGCUCAAUCGAAAAAUUCAUGAAUAUUCAGAACUUCAAUCUACAUAUCUGUGUAAGUGUAAGGGUUGUUUUGAUAAAUGGUUACUGUUAUGUCCUGAACAUGAACUCAAUAUGUGGAUACUUUAAGUUAAGGAACCAUUGUAUAAAUAAAACAGUUGAAAUGUCAACCUGAAGUUAAUUAAAUUAUUCAACAGAUAA